AUGUCCAGUCCAGCAGAGUUCGAGAGUGCACCGGAGGAUUUCGUUGACACGUUGGAUGAGAACGGUAGCAGACCGCAGGGUGAUAUAGAACAAGCUGUAGGGUCGCAGAGUACUGGUGAGGGUCAAAAUGGUGGAGAACCGAAGGAAGACGGGAAAACUGCCGAUGAGAAGGCUCGUUCUGUUAUAUUUCAGGACAUACUGUUCUAUUUGAAUCGGAGUGCUCUAAGGCAGGAUCCCUCCGCAGACGUUGGACAGUUGAAGAAACUGAUCGAAGAACGCGGCGGAAAAGUACUGAAUGAACUGCCCGGGGAGGGCGUCAAGAAUGCAUUUGUGGUGUCGCCCUACAACGAUACUAAGUUACCGACCGUGACAUCUACUUAUAUUAGAGCAUGCUGUCAGAACGAGAGGCUGUUGAAGAUCGAAAAUUACCUGGUGCCGUUUGAUGAGUUUCGUUCCGUGAUUGACACCGAGUUACAGAAUGAGCAGCAAAAUGGGAAGGGGGAUGCGUCUUACGCGGAAGCAGAGGGUCGGGAUGAGCAAAAAGUGUCGAAGGACGACGGAGAUCAGUCCGAGACGGCAACUAAGGCUGACGCCCUGGCUGGUCCAACACGUGUCAAUGUCGCAUUGCAGGAACCUGAGAAACAAGAGGAAGCAGAGGAUACCAAGCAAAAGAAGCAGGGCGGGGAGAUUCUGGCGGAGAUCGUUGAUCAAACUUCUGCGAAAGUUGAUGAGACCGAGGGAGGUAGCGACGUCUCUAGCGACCAGACCUUCCAGACGAAUGGAGUAAUGCUUAGCCGUGCUAACCUGCCUGCCCACAACAAGGCAUCGUUUACGGAAGAAGAGGACGAGUUCAUUCUUGACGUUGUGAGAAAGAAUCCGACAAGAAGGACCACUCAUACCCUUUACGAUGAAAUAUCUCAUUACGUACCUAACCACACUGGAAACUCGAUAAGGCAUCGUUUCAGAGUCUACUUGUCCAAGAGACUUGAAUUCGUGUAUGAGGUUGACAAAUACGGAAAGCUGGUGCGUGAUAAGCAAGGAAAUUUAAUCAAAACUAAGAACUUGCCGCCUUCGAUAAAGAAAAAAUUUACCGCAGAAGAAGAUUAUUCGUUGGCUAUUGGAAUUAAGAAGCAGUUUUAUCGAGAUCUCUAUCAGGUCGAUCCUGAUACAGGUACUUCUUUGAUUUCAGAGGAGGACAGCCCAACGGCGGUUGCAAAGAGAAACAUGACAAUGGAUCCGAAUCACGUACCAGGUACUGAGCCUAGCUUCCAGGACUAUCGAGUCAAUGAUCGUAGAGGUCCAAUUGCCAGGGAGUUUUUCAAGCAAUUUGGCGAGAAUAAUCCGACGCACACAGAGAAUGCUUGGAGAGAUAGGUUCAGAAAGUUUCUGCUGGCAUACGGUAUCGACAAUUACAUUCAAUAUUAUGAAACAGAGAAAAGUCAAGGAAAUGAGCCGGAGCCGAUGAAAAACCUUACGAACAGGAUCAAGAGACCAGGCAUACCAACACCUGGGAAUUACAACUCUGCGGCCAAGAGAGCUAGGAACUAUGGCUCUGAGAAAGAAUCACCAGGGGGUGACAACACAGCGGCAGCAUCCACAGCAGCUGCGGCUGUCGCCGCUGCGUCAGGAAAUACAGGUGGCAACGUCGAAUCCGGAGCCGCUCAAUAUGCUAUCCCUGAAAGUGACUUGCUUGAUGAGGACACAAUGAAUUUUAUCUCAAGCUUGAAGAAUGAUUUGUCCAAGAUCGAUAAUGGCAUACCAUUCGAGUACCCUCAAGAAAUCGCGGAGGCUAUCAGAAACGACUUUUCAAAUGAAGAGGCGAUAUACGAUAAUAUUGAUCCUGAUACGAUUCCUUUCCCACCAGAGAUUGCAAGCAUUGAUUUAUUUUUGCCGCAAUUCUUUCGCAUGUCAAGUACUAGAGAGUUCUUGGAUAAGCUGCAUGAAGUUAUUUCAAGAGAUUACGAACCGUCACAGGCAGAGAAACUUGUUCAAGAUCUUUGCGAUGAGGCUGGUGUCCGCAAGACCUUCAGCACUAGUAUCCUUACUGCCCUCUCUGGUGACUUGAUGGUAUUCCCAAGAUAUUUCCUGAACAUGUUUAAGCAUAGCUCCAAUCCACCAGCGGAUGUUCCUGGAAUAUGGACUAGAGAAGAUGAUCGCAUGCUAAGAUCCAACAAGGAAGAUGAAAUAAGGGCUUUGAUAAAGAAACAUGGGACCGGUAGGAUGGAAAUGAGAAAAAAAUUUGUGGAAAAGGAUUUGAUUUAG
Messenger RNA from Torulaspora globosa, 2262 nucleotides. It is a transcript of the gene RAP1, whose product is annotated as DNA-binding transcription factor RAP1. Gene Ontology annotation, molecular function: telomeric repeat DNA binding. The record is from RefSeq and is a predicted model, not a curated record. Gene Ontology annotation, cellular component: shelterin complex. The transcript has a single exon. The coding region runs from base 1 to 2262 and encodes 753 amino acids. Gene Ontology annotation, biological process: telomere maintenance via telomere lengthening; regulation of DNA-templated transcription. NCBI's taxonomy places the organism in Eukaryota, Fungi, Ascomycota, Saccharomycetes, Saccharomycetales, Saccharomycetaceae.